AUGGUUAAAAGAAAGAGUUUGGAUGACAGUGACCAGGAAAACUGCCGGGGGAUCCCGUUUCCGAUCCAAACCUUCCUAUGGAGACAGACCAGCGCGUUUUUGCGGCCGAAGUUAGGGAAGCAGUAUGAAGCCUCCUGUGUGUCAUUUGAGCGGGUGCUGGUGGAGAACAAACUCCAUGGGCUCUCUCCGGCCCUCACUGAAGCCAUCCAGAGCAUCUCUCGCUGGGAGCUGGUCCAGGCUGCUCUGCCUCAUGUUCUCCACUGCACUGCCAUCCUUCUCUCGAACCGCAAUAAUCUGGGAGAUCAGGAUAAACUCGGGGUAGCUGAAACUAAACUCCUUCACACCCUACAAUGGAUGCUUCUGGAGGCAGCCCAGGAGUGCCACCAGGAGCCUGGCUUGGGACAGGGCUGGUCUGGGGGUAGCAGUGGUAACAAUAGUGCCUACCUUCAGCCCAUGGGAAACCAGGGUCUCACAGACCGCAAUGGCAUCACAACCGAAGAGAAUGAAUAUGCCCGUGCCAAACUUUACCAUAAGAACAUGGCCACUGUGGAGCUCUUUGUGUUUCUCUUUGCCCCCCUCAUUAAUCGGAUCAAGGAGUCUGACCUCACCUUUCGACUAGCUGGUGGACUUGUUAUUUGGCAGCCAAUGUGGGAGCACUGUCAUCCUGAUGUUCCAGCUUUUUCUGCCCUUGUCAAACCCAUGCGUAACAUUAUCACAGCAAAGAGGAAUUCUCUAGUGAAUAACCAGUGUAGUCCUCAUGAUUCCAGCAACCCAUGCCCUGCAGUGGUAUGUGAACCAGUCCGGCCAGACUCCUCCUCCCCCUCAGCGACAGGACAGAACUGUCGCCGCGGCAACUCUGUAGAGAAGGGAGGGUCCUCACAGCAGGCUUUUGAAAAAGGAUUUUCACAACCAAAGAAUUUCUCAGUCCCUGGUGGCAUCUCUGUAUCACGGCGAGCAAGAUAUGCCACCUAUUUUGAUGUUGCAGUGCUGCGUUGCUUGAUGCAGCCUCACUGGACAGAAGAAGGUGUGCACUGGUCCCUCAUAUACUACCUGCAACGGCUGCGUCAGAUACUGCAGGAGAAGCCUGAACGGCCCCCUGAGCCCCUGAUACCCCCCUUACCACGACCCCGGAGUAGUUCCAUGGUGGCUGCUACCCCUUCUUUGGUUAAUACUCACAAAACACAGGAUAUGACUCAAAAAUGUAAUGAGGAAAGCAGGUCUUUGAGCUCUGAGACCUUCUCCAAAGUGUCAUUUACCAACCUCAGGAGACAAGCAGUCCCUGACCUCUCAGCUGAGAUCGGCAUGAACAUAUUCAAAAAGUUUAAGAACCAUAGAGAAGACCGAGAGAGAAAAGGCUCUAUCCCAUUCCAUCAUACUGGAAAGAAACGGCUGCGUCGAAUGGGUGUACCUUUCCUGAUGCAUGAUGAUCACCUGGAUGUCUCACCCACACUUAGCACCUUCUCAUUUGGAAGCUUCUCUGGACUGGGAGAUGACCGUCGCACUCUGGACCGAGGGGGUUGCCCUUCCACUAUCAUAGGGAAGUUAACACACCAUGGAAGCUCAGAUAUUGCUGGAGAUGUGGACGGUCUUGGAGCUAAACAUUUUCACUCCCACCACAACUUGCCUGAACAUUCCAACUGUCACAGUGACAAUACCAUCAAAGAGGUUCAUUCCCAGAUCUCCACCAUCACCAUGGCUACAUUUAACACAACUGUGGCUUCCUUUAAUGUAGGUUACACAGAUUUCUUCACAGAGCACAUAAAGAAACUGUGUAACCCCAUUUCCAUCCCUGAGAUGCCAUGUGAGCCGCUGGCCUGCUCCAAACUUCCCCGAAGUCUGACAGACUCCUGCAUCAACUACACGUCGCUAGAGGAUCGAGACACCAUUGAGGGAACUAACAACUUCAUUCUGAAGAAUGGCAUGCUGGACCUCAUGGCUAUUCUGCAGGCCCUGUAUGCCGUACUUACCCAAGACAUCGGUUCUCGAUUUUGCGACGUGGCUCUCAACAUCAUUGAAUGCCUCCUGCAGCUGGGCGUUGUACCCAGUUUAAUUAAGAAAGCUUCCAAACCUGAGGAUAAAGAGGCGGAGCAUCCGAAGGAGGGAGCCAGUCAAAGUGUGGGUGGAGCUCAGGGGGAGGCUGCUGGAGGCACAGGAGCAGCACCUAAUGGAGGUGGUGGAGGAGAUGGAGGAGAUGGUGGAGGAGGCGGUGGAGAGAGUUAUUUCAUGCAUUUUUUAAAUCAUCAACAGGAUGGAGACACUUCAAUCAGCACUCAUAGGUUGGCUCUCACCAUGCUUAUUAAAAUUGUAAAAUCACUCGGCUGUAUGUACGGCUGUGGUGAAGGUCAUCGCGGGCACUCUGGAGACCGCCUUCGGAUGCAGGCGCAGAACUGUUUGACUACUCUGUACAAGCUGGAUAAAGUGCAGUUCCGUCAGACUAUGAAAGAAUACGUUAAUAAGGAUUCCCUCAACAACAUUGUGGAUUUCCUGCACGCCCUACUUGGCUUCUGCAUGGAGCCAAUCAUUGACAACAAGGCUGGCUUUGGGAACAACUUCACCACUGGAGGAGAUAAAUCUCUGGCCCAGAGCAUGGAGACUGUGGUGGUGGGCUGCAUGUUCAAGUCUCUCAUUACAAGAUGUUCCUCCACUACACAUGAGCUUCACAGUUCUGAGAACCUGGGUCUGUAUUGCGACAUACGUCAGCUGGUUCAGUUUAUUAAGGAGUCCCAUGGAAAUGUCUUCCGACGUGUGGCUCUCAGUGCACUUCUGGACAGCGCUGAAAAACUCAAUACCACUAAGAAAACAGAUGAAAAGGAGACCAAGCCAUCUUCAACAAAAAAGUACAUGCAUAAUAAUUCAAUACAUUUUGGAAUGCAUAAAUCAGAAACAUGCAUGGAUGGAGUUUGUAUGUAUCUGUAUCCGUGUUUCAGUGAAGAGCAAAUCCCAGGAGCACUUCUAGGGAGAAAGGACUUUUGGAGGAAGAUGUUCAAAUCUCCGAGUGCCGCCAGUGAUACAAGCAGUCAAUCAGAGCAGGAUACCUCAGAGUGCACCACUGCCCAUUCUGGUACUACCACAGACCGUCGUUCACGUUCACGUUCCCGUCGGAUUUCACUACGCAAAAAGCUCAAACUGCCCAUAGGAAACUGGCUGAAACGCUCCUCUCUAUCUGGUCUGGCUGAUGGGGUGGAUGACCUGCUGGACAUCAGCUCAGUGGACAGACUGUCCUUUAUCAGACAGAGCUCCAAGGUCAAGUUCACCAGUGCUGUGAAGCCGUCUGGUCGGAGGAACCCUUCCAAGCUUCACCACACAGAAGAGAAAGAUGGUUGCCAUGGAUUCCAGGAGCGCUUGACUGCCAGUCAGGAGGCCAUGAAGAAUAAGAACAUUGUGAAUCUAGGUGCAAUCAGACAGGGCAUGAAGAGAUUUCAGUUCCUGUUGAACUGCUGUGAGCCAGGAACUAUACCAGAUGCUUCCAUUUUAGCAGCAGCACUGGACCUGGAAGCGCCUGUGGUGGCAAGGGCCUCGCUUUUCCUGGAGUGUGCUCGUUUUGUACAUCGCUGUAACCGUGGUAACUGGCCAGAGUGGAUGAAAGGUCACCAUGUGAACAUCACUAAGAGGGGACUGUCCAGGGGACGAUCGCCGGUAGCAGGAAACAAAAGAAACACAAAGCUCCAGUGGAACGCAGCCAAACACUUUUACCAGUGGGGAGAUGCGAUAGGCACUCGGCUGAGUGAAAUUUGCCACUCAGACAGUGAGAGUCCAGCCAACAUCUUGGGUUUUAUUUAUGAUGAAGAGAGCAAGAGACGAUUGAAAAAGGAGGAUGAGGAGGAAGAUUAUCUGGAUGACAACACAGUCAACCCCACAAAGUGUGGAUGUCCUUUUGCCCUGAAGAUGGCUGCUUGUCAUCUGCUUCUAGAGAUCACCACUUUCCUGCGAGAGACCUUUCCCUGUCUCCCCAGACCCAGGACAGAGCCCCUUGUGGAUUUAGAGAGCUGUCGUUUGCAUCUGGACCCUAAGCUAGGCCGUCACCGCUAUGAGAGGAAGAUCAGCUUUGCAGGAAUCCUGGAUGAUGAAGAUGGGCAUGAUUCUCUGAAUAGCAGCAGCCACACCCUCAAGUCUGACACUGGCUGUGAGGAAAAGAAAUCAUCACAAGAGCCACUGGCUCCAAUUAGGAAGAUUCGUAUUGGUGGCUCUCGGUUGCUACAGAUUAAAGGAGCAAGGAGUUUCCGAGUAAAGAAAGGAGGCUCUUUGUCUUCUAUCCACCGAGCAGGGAGUCUGAAAAGCACUAAGACGUCCAGACAGGACUCUGAGUCAGAGAAUGACGCAGAGUCAGAACGGCUGCUCUCCCAGAGAAGAGAUACUGUCACUGAUAUAGGAAGUCCAUGGAGUGCUAGCGAGCCAAGCAUUGAACCUGAGGGUCCUGGCAGCACAGGGGGUGUGGAGGACAACUACCAUCGCAACAUGUCGUGGCUACAUAUCAUGAUUCUGUUGUGCAACCAGCAGAGUUUCAUCUGCACGCAUGUGGAUUAUUGCCACCCUCGCUGCUAUCAGCACCACAGCCGCUCAUGUGCUCGGCUCAUUCGUGCCAUCAAACUUCUAUACGGAGAGACAGUAGACAGUCUGGAAGAGAACAGCACCACCGGCAAUAUCAGUGGCCGUGCCAAGAAGAGCAAAGAGUGUUUAGACAAAUCCUGCCUCCGGACCCCAUCCAUGAAGAGACACCCCACUGACAGCAGUGCUGCGGGCAAAAAAGACACUGGCAUGUUAAAGUACAUCCGCAACCAGGUAAUGAGUCUAUCUCCAGCCCCUCUGUCCUUGCUUAUAAAAGCAGCCCCUAUCCUGACUGAGGACAUGUAUGGAGACAUUUUGCCUGCAGCAUGGGAGCUUCUACUGAGUGUGGAUGAACAUAUGGCUGCAGCUGCAGCUGCCCUGUUCCUGCUGUGCGCGGUGAAGGUGCCGGAUGGAGUAACCGAGAUGAUGAUGGCUGAGUUUCAGCACAAGGAAGCAUGUCAGAGAAUUAACUCCAUUUUGAAAUUCUACACUGUUUGGAGAUUCCGGUACCAAGUGUGGCCUCGGAUGGAGGAGGGGGCUCAACAGAUUUUUAAGAUUCCUCCACCCAGCAUUAACUUCACACUGCCCUCUCCUAUCCUGGGAAUGCCAUGUGUGCCUAUAUUUGACCCUCCAUGGGUUCCUGUUAAUGCAGGCACUGUUCCAGAUGCAAUCAGUGAAGAUCAGUCUAAAUCAUUCUCGGCACGUGCAGUAUCUCGCUCUCACCAACGGGCAGAGCACAUCCUGAAGAACAUGAAGCAGGAGGAGGAGAAGAGGAGGCUCGGUCGUGAGGCCAGCAUCAUCACUGCCAUCCCUGUCGCUCAGGAGGCCUGCUAUGAGCCCACAUGCAGUCCCCCACCCGAGCAGGAAGAGGAAGUAGAAGAUGUGGUGAACUUGACAUCACGUCGUCUGUCCGCCAGCUCCUCUUGUGCCUCCAGUAACUCCCACAGAAACUACUCCUUCCGCAAGGGCUCUGUGUGGUCAGUGCGGUCAGUGGACAGUGCUGAAGAUUAUGAGAACAUGACAGAACUCACACCAACACAUCACAUGCUGCAGCCACCCCAGUCUGUUUUCCCACCAUGCAUCUGCGCUGCUGUGUUGCCCAUUGUGCACCUGAUGGAAGAUGGAGGAGUUCGGGAAGAUGGAGUUGCAGUAUGUGCUGUUGCUCAGCAGGUCUUGUGGAACUGCCUGAUUGAAGAUCCAUCCUUGGUCCUUAGACAUUUCCUGGAGAAACUCACAGUCAGUAAUAGACAGGAUGAGUUGAUGUACAUGCUGAGGAAACUGCUUCUUAACAUUGGGGAUUUGCCUGCACAGACCUCGCACAUUCUUUUCAACUAUCUGGUGGGCUUGAUCAUGUACUUCGUAAGGACUCCCUGUGAGUGGGGCAUGGAUGCCAUAUCAGCCACGUUGACUUUUCUAUGGGAGGUGGUGGGUUUUGUCGAGGGGCUCUUUUUCAAAGACCUUAAGCAAACUAUGAAGAAAGAACAGUGUGAGGUCAAGCUUCUGGUUACUGCCUCCAUGCCAGGAACCAAAACCAUGGUGGUUCAUGGACAGAAUGAGUGUGACAUUCCCACCCAGUUACCAGUGCAUGAAGACACCCAGUUUGAGUCCCUUUUGAAGGAGUGUUUAGAAUUCUUCAAUAUACCAGAGGCUCGAUCUGCUAACUAUUUUUUGAUGGAUAAGCGUUGGAACCUUUUACACUAUGCCAAGACAUAUGUGCGAGACAUCUACCCUUUCAGAAGAUCAGUGUCUCCUCAACUCAACCUGGUUUAUAUGCUUCCAGAGAAGGGCCAGGAGCUCAUCCAGAAACAGGUGUUUUCUAGAAAGUUGGAAGAGAUUGGCCGAGUUCUGUUCAUCAUCUCACUUACCCAGCGCAUGCCUGCCAUGCACAAACAAUUCCAUGUCUCCAUGCUUCAGGAAGACCUUUUACGUCUGCCGUCAUUUCCUCGCUCUGCCAUUGAUGCUGAGUUCACACUCUUCAAUGAGCCUCUAGGCAAAGAGCUCUUUGGUUUGGACACUUUACACAAGGUCCUAUGGAUCAAACUGCUGGAGGAGAUGUUUCUGGGCAUGCCCAGUGAAUACCCUUGGGGUGAUGAGAUUAUGUUAUUUCUGAAUGUGUUUAAUGGUGCACUGCUCCUACACCCCGAGGACAGCGCCCUCCUCAGGCAAUACAGCGCCACUGCCAUCAACACAGCUGUACACUUCAACCACCUCUUCUCCCUCAGUGGCUAUCAAUGGAUCCUUCCUACUAUGCUCCAGACGUAUGCAGAUUAUGAGAGUAACCCACUGUUGCGUCAAGGGAUUGAAUUCUGCUGCAGGCAGUUCUAUAUCCUCCACCGCAAACCUUUCAUAAUGCAGCUCUUCGCUAGUGUGGCCCCACUGCUGGAGUUCACUACUCGCACUAGUACUGGUUUAUCAAAAGGCGUGUCAUCACAGUGCCUUUUUGACCUGCUGGUAUCUUUGGAGGGAGAGACUGCAGAUUCCCUGGAUGCUCUGGAGCUGGUGAAGGCUGAGAAACCUCUCCGCUCUCUGGAUUUUUGCUACGGUAAUGAGGACCUGGCAUUUUCAAUCAGUGAAGCCAUAAAGCUCUGUGUCACAGUGGUUGCUUAUGCCCCAGAAUCCUACCGCAGUCUGCAGAUGUUGAUGGUUCUUGAGGCUUUAGUUCCAUGUUACCUGCAGAAGAUGAAGAGUAACAUCCAGACUCUGGAGUCGGCGUCUGCAGCAAGGGAUGAGAUCACUGCCAUAGCUGCUCUGGCCACCUCUCUGCAGGCUCUGCUCUACAGCGUGGAGUCAUUGACACGACCUAUGACUGCACCUCAGAUGAGUCGAAAUGAUCAAGGCCACAAGGGAGCAACUACAGCCAACCACGCCAUGUCUGGAGGACCAAACACCAGUUAUUUGAAAGUGCUCUGAUUUGCCUCUUUCUGCAGGGAUAACCUGCACCUGCUGGAGGAGGGUCAGGGAAUAAUGAGGGAGGAACUGGACGAGCGUAUCACCCGUGAAGAGUUCCGUCGCCCCCGUGAGUCUCUGCUUAAAAUUUGUACAGAAUUCUACAAGCACUGUGGUCCUCGCCUCAAAAUCCUGCAGAAUGUGGCAGGAGAACCCAGAGUCACGGCUCUAGAACUGCUGGAUAUCAAAUCUCAUAUGAGAUUGGCAGAAAUCGCCCACUCCCUUCUCAAAUUGGCCCCGUAUGACACACUGACAAUGGAAAGCAGAGGACUGCGCCACUACAUCACAGAAAUGUUACCCAUCACUGAUUGGUCUGCAGAGGCAAUUCGUCCUGCCCUCAUCCUCAUUCUGAAGAGGCUGGACCGCAUGUUUAACAAGAUUCAUAAGAUGCCCACAAUCAGGCGGCAGGUGGAGUGGGAGGCAGCUAGCAGUCUGAUUGAAGGGAUUUGUUUGACACUUUAUCGGCAGCCAAUCAUUUCCUUCCUCCCUCACCUGCGAUCUCUAAUCAACGUCUGUGUCAACCUGGUAAUGGGAGUUGUAGGGCCAUCUAGUGUGGCAGAUGGACUUCCCUUGUUGCAUUUGAGUCCGUACCUGUCUCCUCCUCUUCCCUUCAGUACAGCAGUUGUUCGUUUGGUUGCCACACAGAUCCAGGCUUUAAAGGAUGAUUUUCCUCUCAGUCAUGUGAUCUCCCCCUUCACCAAUCAAGAGAGACGAGAGGGGAUGCUGCUUAACCUCUUGAUUCCAUUUGUAUUAACAGUGGGCUCAGGGAGUAAAGACAUCCCUAAUCUGGAGCAGCCGGAGGUAUUUCUACUUUUGCAGACAGUCAUUAACAUCCUGUUACCUCCAUGCAUUAUUAGCACUUCCCGCAGUAAGAACUUUGUACUGGAUACAUCCCCUGCCCACUGCUCCACCCCAGGGGACACUGGGAAAGACCAGCGUAGAGAGGGACUGGCUGAAUCCACCAGCCAAGCAGCUUAUCUUGCUCUGAAGGUGGUCUUAAUCUGCUUUGAGCGACAGUUGGGUAAUCAGUGGUACAAGCUGAGUCUACAGAUCAAGGAAAUGGCCCUGUGUAAAGUUGGUGGUCUGGCUUUCUGGGAUUUCAUUGACUUCAUUGUGCGCACAAGAAUUUCAAUCUUCAUUCUGUUGCGCCCCUUCAUACAGUGCAAGCUGUUAACCCAACCAGCUGAGUCUCAGGAGGAGAUCACGGCCCGUCACCAUAUUGCAGAACAACUAGAGCGUCGUUUCAUCCCACGGUCCCUCUGCAAGAGCUCUCUGUUUGCCGAGUUCAGCAACGAGCUCAAGAUCUUGAAAGAGGCUGUGCACAGUGGCUCCACAUACCAAGGAAAGACUUCCAUCAGCACCGUUGGCACGUCCAUCUCUGCAUACAGGUUGAGUCUGGCCACCAUGUCCCGCUCCAACACCGGUACAGGAACUGUCUGGGAGCAAGAGAGCCAACCCUCACGCCAGCCUCCACAGGACACACUCAGUCGGUGUACCGAUGAGGAAGAGGAGGAAAAUGACUCGAUUAGCAUCCCCAGCGUGGUAAGUGAGCACGAAGCUUUCCUCCCCAGACUCAUUUCGCAGCGGCGUUUCUCCAGUCACACCUCGGUGUCGGCUGCUGCUCAGCCUGAACCAGGCAUUAGCACCAUGCUGCCCAGUCACAGUGAACCCAAUGUUCUAGAUGAAUCCCAGGGGCUUCUGGAGGAGGGUAACCUGUCUAGGGUUACCAGCGUGCAGAGUGAACCAGGACAGCAGAAUCUGCUUAUCCAGCCACCACUCGGUCGUAAGAGAGGACUUAGGCAGCUACGGCGACCCCUGCUGUCUAUACAGAGGGCGCAGGAUGAGUCUUGUGGACGUCAAGGAGCCAGACUCUCAACAACCCGCAGGGGCAUUCAGCCUAAGAGUAAACCACUCGACAGGGCUGAAGGUGACCAAAAGAGGUCUGUCACUUUCACUGAGACCCAGCAGGAACCAGCUGGCAGAUCUCCCACAGCCACUCCCAGCCCCAGCAGUGGCCUACCAGGGCUCACAGAGGUUGGGAGGCUGAGCCAUUCUGCAGGAGGACACUCUCCUUGUGCCGCAUCAGAGUCCUCAUCACCUAGCAUCAAAACUGCCCAGCACAAACCAGCAUGGCCACAGUAUGAGAAUAAAGACAGGAAAGAUCACGGGAGUGUAAGAAGCAGUCUUUCUCCAACCCCCUCUGCUGCUUCAAGCUCCACUUCUAGAGCCUGCUCCCCUCUUCCUCCUCCCCUUCCCGUCCUAAGUACACCAUCCCGACUGGUCCCAACCCAGAUCAGAGAAAGUCCCGAGGAUGAGACCACUGGACUUCUGCAAAACACGGACACCUCCCUUAGUGUAGGAGAGGACCGUGGCACGGAGAACCCACUCCUGACCUCGCUGCUCACACCGCAUGCUCUCUCUCCACUCCCCUUGUCCCCUGUUGACCUGGAUCUAGAUGAGUCUCACGUUUGAGAAUGUCCAGCUUGAAUACUGUGCUAGUUUAACAGAAAGUGGGAAAAGAUAUCCUGUGAUAUUGUUUCCUGAAUAACUUUAACUUACAUUUGUUUGUGAACUCCUGCCCACAAGAGUUAAAGCAUUUUAAGCUAUCAUGGGACAUUCUCUGCAAUUAAUAGAUAUAUUUAUGAAGCACUGUGCAUAAUUCUACACAUAAAUGAAAGCUAAUUGUAAGUAUAGUAAUUCAGUCUUUAGUGAGAUAAAUUAUGUAAUUUUAAAUGGAACAUUCUGUGAAAAUUAUAUAAUGGCUACAAAAUCUCAGUAUUUAAUUGUAUAGAUGUAUUCUAA
Molecule: messenger RNA, 10293 nt
Organism: Carassius carassius (crucian carp)
Lineage: Eukaryota; Metazoa; Chordata; Actinopteri; Cypriniformes; Cyprinidae
Product: protein unc-80 homolog
Exons: 63
Biological process (GO): monoatomic cation homeostasis
Cellular component (GO): axon; cation channel complex
Molecular function (GO): monoatomic cation channel activity
Source: RefSeq, a predicted model, not a curated record